AUGAAGCAUGUAAGGCAUUUCACCCCCUCCUUAUUUCUCAGUCUGGUGCACAUUUGCCUGGUUCAGGCAAAUUAUGCCCCCUAUUUCUUUGAUAAUGGAGCCAGAAGCACAAAUGGGAACAUGGCACUUCUCAGCCUUUCAGAGGACACGCCUGUUGGUACCCAUGUGUACACUCUGAAUGGAACUGACCCAGAAGGAGAUCCUGUGACAUAUGGCCUGACCUAUGAAGCUGGAUCAAGGCGCUACUUUUCUGUUGACAAGAGUCUUGGAAAUGUUACUUUGAUCGAGGAGCUUGACAGAGAGAAGGAAGAUGAGAUUGAAGUUAUUGUCAGUAUUUCAGAUGGCCUGAGUACAGUUUCUGAAAAAGUCAGGAUCCUUGUAAUGGAUGCCAAUGAUGAGAGCCCAGAGUUCAUCAAUACACCUUACAUAGUCCAAGUCCCAGAGAACACUCCCUCCAGCAGCAGUAUCUUUAAGGUCGAGGCAAUAGACAAAGACACGGGUUCUGGAGGAAGUAUUACCUACUUCUUGCAGAACAUCCAUGCUAAUAAGUUUACAAUAGACCGUCACAGCGGAGUCCUGCGCAUCAAACCAGGGGUCACCCUGGACUAUGAGAAAUCAAGAACACAUUUUGUUGUCGUCGUAGCCAAGGAUGGUGGUGGGAAGCUCAGGGGAGACAACAAAGUCUUUUCAGCUACAACAACAGUUACUAUCAAUGUGGAGGAUGUUCAGGACACUCCUCCUAUGUUCAUCGGGACUCCCUACUACGGAUAUGUCUAUGAGGACACGCUCGCAGGCUCUGAGGUCCUUACUGUUGUUGCUCUUGAUGGAGACAGAGGAAAGCCUAACAGUAUUCAUUACUGCAUCGUGAAUGGAAGUGAAGGUUCAUUUGAAAUCAGCAACACAACUGGAGCCAUUUCUGUGAUAAAAAGCCCAAAUCAGCUCAAGAAAGAAGUGUAUGAACUAAAAAUUAAGGCAUCAGAAGUCAGUCAGGAAGGUGACAUCUCCGAGCACACGUUUGCCAUGGUGACCAUACGGGUGGUGGACCUCAACAACCAUCCACCAACGUUCUAUGGAGAAAAUGGUCCCCAGAACAGGUUUGAACUGACCAUGUACGAGCAUCCCCCAGAAGGUGAAAUCUUAAGGGGAUUGAAGAUUACAGUCAGUGACUCAGAUCAGGGAGCCAAUGCUAAAUUCAACCUCCGUCUUGUUGGACCUGGUGGCAUCUUCCGAGUGGUUCCUCAGACUGUCCUGAAUGAGGCUCAGGUUACAAUAAUAGUGGAAAAUUCUGCUGCUAUUGACUAUGAAAGCUUCAAGGUGUUAACCUUCAAGCUUCUUGCAAUAGAGGUGAACACACCGGAGAAAUUCAGCUCGACGGCUGACGUAGUGAUUCGCCUGCUGGAUACCAAUGACAAUGUCCCGAAGUUCUCCUCUGACUACUACAUUGCCAGGAUCCCCGAGAACUCCCCAGGGGGCUCCAAUGUAGUUGCUGUCACAGCUACAGAUCCAGAUUCAGGGCUUUGGGGGGAAAUCAAGUACUCUAUCUAUGGAACAGGAGCAGAUCUGUUCCUAAUCCACCCAUCAACAGGUAUAAUUUACACCCAGCCCUGGGCUGUACUAGAUGCUGAAGUGAACUCGAAGUAUAAUUUCUAUGUGAAGGCAGAGGACACAGAAGGGAAAUACAGCUUGGCUGAAGUGUUUAUCACCGUGCUAGAUGUCAAUGACCACUCUCCAGAGUUCAAUGAAAACAUCCAGGAAAAGACGAUGAUCAUUGGGUCACCGGUGAAGAUAGAGGCUAUAGACCAAGAUGCAGAAGAACCCAACAACAUCGUGGAUUAUUCCAUCAUGCAAGCAGAUCCAGCCAAUGUGUUUGACAUAGACCAAAGCACUGGGGAAAUCAAGCUGAAAUCCUAUAUCCGAUCUCUGGACAUCAUCCACAACAUCACAAACAAUAAAGACUGCAUAUGGUCAUUGGUGGUCCAGGCCAAAGACCGAGGCUCCCCAUCCUUCAGUACCACAGCAGUUCUGAAGAUUGAUAUCACAGAAGAGACUCUUCACAAAGGGCCUAUGGCCGCCUUUUUGAUGCAAACUAAAGAUAACCCCAUGAAAGCCUUAGGAGUGCUAGCUGGUGUCAUGGGCAUAAUGGUGCUGAUAACUAUCAUGAUCUCUACUGCCAUGUUCUGGCGCAACAAGCGGUCCAACAAAGUCAUGCCGGUGAGAAGGAUCAUAAAAAAGAGACAGAUGCCGCCAUCCCGGACAGUCAGGAUGGAGUGGCUGAAGUUCAAGAGGCCCAGCAACGCUGCAGAGAAGUUUGUCGUUGAGGAGGACGUGAAGAGCCUACACAAUGAGAACAGCAACAAUAACGUCCAGGUUGUCCCCGUGCCGCCGGCAGCCCCCCUGCCCCCGCCACCCCCUGCCCUCGCUCCCCGGGGCGAUGCCCCAGGGUGGCGGGUGCCGACUGUGUCUGGGUCCCUCACUCCCAAGCAUAUAAUCAAGCCACCGAAGAAGAAAGGUCACAGCAGCACCCACAACGCCCUCGUGUCAGAGCUAAAAAUGAGGUUUGAGAAGAGGAAUGCAGCUUAUGGGGAGCCCCACAUCUAGGUGCUCUCAGCAGGCCCCAGAGACUGCAGACUGUGGCUGGGCAUGGAUGUUUUUACUUGCUGUCUCUUCCCUGUGUCUGUCAGCACCCUGUGAACCAGAGCAGCUUCUCGCUGUGAUAGCCACCCCUCACCUUCUGCAAGUACCAUCGUGACAGCGGUUCCCUCGGCCGUGUCCCGUGGGCCCUCCCUGCAGCUGUGUCUGACCACGGUGCUGAGUGUACCAGCCACAGCCUCCCCAGGUGAACAGGGACUCAGGUUGCCCCUGGUUUGAAGAUCUCUGCCCAGAGCUUGGGUUUUCAAACAAGAUGCUCUGCAGCCAAGGCCCUGGUGGAUGCUUCUUCUGACCUGGUCUGGCAGGUGGGUUUGAGGUGUCUGAAAAUCCAUCACUUCAAUUCUCAGACCCAUUUUUGAAGAUGUUGGCCUGGCUGUGGCAGCAGCACUGAGUCGAGGUGCAGGUCUCCUACAGCAGUGACACUGCCCUGUCCCAUGCACAAUGUGCACAACAGCUGGCGGAGCGAUGUGCUCGUGGCCUGAGUACCUUCAUUCCCAAAAGGUAAGCGGACAGGCUCGGAGAAGUUCUUUGUUUUCCUGCAGCUUGCGCUGGUUUUGCCAGAGCACAUUGACAUGAUGCUGUGCUUUGCUCCUGCCCUGGACUUGCCUGCUGGGGAGGGACGGGAUGGGCACCUCAGCCUUCCCUGGACCAGCAGGGGCAAGAUUUGAGCACGGAAGUUCAAUAGCAGCACUCAGCACUGCCUCCUUCUGACACUGAGCCCCAAAAGAGCAGGAGCCCAGCAGGAGAAGGACGUGAAUAAAAACACUGGGAAGACAAGAUAAAACUGAGAGGCAAAUGAUAAGCGGAAGACAGAGACAAGUGCUGUAAAGUUGCAUAUGUUGGUCAGGAAAGUGUCUGGAAAGAUCAUGUGGUGUUGUACACUGCUAGCAGAAGGUGUCAAGGAAUAUAUUUCAUCACCUCUCCUGGCUUGUUUUGCACACUGGUGUGUGCAAAAGGAGUUUUCCACAAAAUAUUGUUAUUUCGUAUCAGUAUUUUUGAGUGAAUUAAACAACAGUUGAUGGAAGGGGAUUGGCAGGGCAGCUGACAGGUUUUUUUUCCUGUUACGUGACAGUAAAAAGGAACCAAGAGCAGAGCACUGGAUCUACCCCACAGACUCGCCCUCAGGUUGGUUUUGGAGGAGAUGUUUUUUUAGCUGGACCUGUCUGUUUCUCAUCCCUUGGGGAGAAGGCAGCACCAACCGAGCUGGCUGGGUAGCAGCACCCUGCACCCUCUCUCUGAGACCCAGCCCUGCAGAGAAGCUGUGCUGUCAUGGUACCAGGAACAUCAAGGUGGGGAGCACACCGUGUUAAUUCAAGGGGUUCAUGAGAGUUCUCCAGCUGUCAUUUCAGUUGAACCAGCAGGCCUGGCCCUCAGGAUCUCCUCUCACUCCAGUAGC
Molecule: messenger RNA, 4045 nt
Organism: Vidua macroura (Pin-tailed whydah)
Lineage: Eukaryota; Metazoa; Chordata; Aves; Passeriformes; Viduidae
Gene: CDHR1
Product: cadherin related family member 1
Exons: 17
Coding region: 1-2598 (865 amino acids)
Biological process (GO): homophilic cell-cell adhesion
Cellular component (GO): plasma membrane; catenin complex
Molecular function (GO): cadherin binding; calcium ion binding
Source: RefSeq, a predicted model, not a curated record